Molecule: messenger RNA, 2356 nt
Organism: Volvox carteri f. nagariensis
Lineage: Eukaryota; Viridiplantae; Chlorophyta; Chlorophyceae; Chlamydomonadales; Volvocaceae
Exons: 4
Coding region: 101-715 (204 amino acids)
Source: RefSeq, a predicted model, not a curated record
CGACAGUGAAUUCCCUGUGCAUCACAUCCGCGCUGUUUAUAUCACUAUAUCACCACCAGCAUUUUAAGCUCAGAGUCAUCUCCUUAAACGACUAGCCGAAAUGGCGAGUAUCAGCAACAAGGUCCUUGUUAUCAUCGCCGCCGUUUUUGCGCUCAUAGGAUGGGCGGUAGCUCUUGGCGGCAUCGCAGCGUUGAACGACACCUGCAACAAACAAGUCGAUGAAGCUAAUAGUGGUUAUGGAUCAGGAAGAUAUUCGCACAAGGAUUGCUCUGACCAAUACCGGUACCAAUGGUGGGGAAUCUGGUUCACCUUCUUCUUAACAGUCAUUAUCCUCCUCCUCGAGAUUUUCGGCAAGGCGGAUGCAUGGAGUGUCACAUUACAGGUGUGCAUCGCCAAGUGCAACCUCGCAGCUAUGCGGGACCAUGAGCCUAUCCGACGAAAAAAGCUGAACAUCCGGAUUCUCUUUGCGCAGGUGUUUUGCGCUGCUUGCUUAUCCGUAACCAUGAUCGACGUCAACGCAAUGUACGACGCAGUAACCGAUGCGGCUGAAGCCGCUCUGGCCGGCUUCAUCAUUAUGUCGAUGGCCCUCAUGCUGCUAAUUAUUUUCCUGGGAAUGGGCUCCGCGGGAGUCAAUGUGUCAAUUUCGGUAGGGGCCACGAAGACCUCGCCUUCACCCGCCGCAUCGCAGCCAGCCAAGGGCGUCGACAACGCAUAAUCAACAAUUACUUGGACGGAUGGGAUACAUGGCAACAUGGGGCAGCUACUGCUGGAGCUGGAGCUGGAGCUGCUGGUGCUACAUGGACAGCAACGACGGCGACGACGGCGCAAGGAAUUGGUGCCCACAUACUCGGAGUGACGGAGCCAAGGCUUGCCCCGUCAAUCCACAUGUAGGCCCUGCUGCUUGAUGCGCGGUGCAUGAUGGUGCGAACCUUUAUUUCUACACAAAUGCACAUACCUGAACGGAUAUCCUGAAACGGAUAGCAAUGGUCAUCGUACGUAGUGGUUCAGCGGUUACUUUGUACAAAGGUCUAUUUUGGCUGUUUGGUUGACGGCGGCGACAACCCGGGGGAAUUAGGGCUGCAAGGGGUGUAUAUAAUUUGUCGGCUAAUAAGGAAGGGUCGAUACAUAUACGCUUCGUGUGAAAGCGGUGGGCGGUUGUCAUCCUGCUCAUCGUGGUGAUGGGACCCCGGUGCGCAUCUGCGGUGUAGUAGGUAAUACUAGGCUAGUCGGUAUGAUGGAAAUGGAAAGAAAACCAAGCGAGCGGCUACGCCCGCGGCACCGGCGAUGUCUGACCACGGGGCCAUGGAGGACAAAACCGCGGGGUUGGGGUGGGGCCCCAGACGACAGCGAUGGAUAGCCGAGUGAAACCAGGAAUGGCGUGGCGAACAAAUUGAUGUGUGAAACGAAACGAAAUGAAUGAAUGAAUGUGGGACGAAAACACAAUGAUAAAUGGUUGUGCAACCCCCCGCAGCCCCCAGGGUGCAAUCCAUGAUGAGAUGAGAUUGCAGAGUGGGCAGAGCACGGAAACCCAGGCUAGUACGUCAGAGUGUUCGUAUGGCGCCACACAUGGGACACUCUUACUGCCGUUUACCAUUGUCGGCGUGUUUCUUUGAUCACAAUAAAAUGCGGAUUUGGAUUUUGCUCGUCUUUGGUUUCUGAACUUGCGGCGAAAUAAUGCGCUGAUGCGGGCACACGUCAUUUACUUGGGGAUGUGAAGCCAAAGCAUUGGUUGACUGGCCCGAUGUGUCAUUGCGGGUUGCAAUUGGCAUAUCGGCAAGGUACUGGCACUGAUACUGCUGCUGCUGUUUUUGCGCUUUUAUGUGUGUGUGUGUGUGUGCGUGUGUGUGUGUGUGCCUGUCUGUCUAUCUGUCGCUUGUAUGACACUUGGGACCAAACCAAACCCGAUAAGCAAGUUUUCUUUGCAUCUUGGACCAGGUCAUCCCCGUGGUCUUUUUCGCGCGCGUGCUUCUUGGAAACACUAGUGCUGUGGUAGCUGGCCGCUGAGAAGGCCUCCCGAGAUGCUGGUCAAGCGCUUUGCGCGAAUUUGUAGUUAGUGAGCCGUAUUGUGUACCACCUACUACACCUGCGCGGUCUUGAUGAUGAGACGUGUACAUAGGCACGGAACUGGAGCUAACGAUUUCCAUGGGCGCCGCAAUGCGAAGUCAUUGGUAAUAUAUUGCAAGGUAUCUCGCCUGUAGCCAGGAAAAGUCGUAUGAGCACAAACAAGUUUGGCUGCCUCCAUUGACGGAGGUCAAAGUCCCAUCAACGCCUCUCGGGCUUAAUUUAUAAUCUCAAAAGGUGCCGCGUAUCUCAUAAUUGGAUUCUGAGAUGACGGGGUAUGAUAACUCGAACACCC